GGUUUAGCGUUUUCUUCCUUUCUUAGGCAGUUCAAUUUUUAAAAGAUUGCUGCUUCAGUAAAGGUUUCUUUACAUGCACUUUGCAUAGAGACUCUAUUAUCAAACAUUAGAAGCCACUGUUGAAGGAGAUAAAUCAGGCUUGCAAAUUCUUAAUUCCAAGUUACAAGAGGCACGUUUUGAGUUAAGCUUGAAAGAAGACAUUUGCAAAUGCUUGAAAGCCACUCAGGAAAAUUUGGAGAAAGAAAAGAUUGCUCUUCAGUCUAGCAAUGAAGAUUUUACACAAAAACUACUCGAAUCUGGUCAAGAGAUAAAGAAUCUUGAAGAUGUCAUUAAUGACUUGGCGGCAAAAAUAGUUGAAUUGGGUAAACAUAGUGUGACUGCUUCGAAGAAUGUGCUUCAGUUGACUUCUACCUAUAACACUUGCUACAAGUUGGUUCAGCAAGUGAAGGACCUUGCUGCGAAGCAUGCUCAAGAAAAGUUUGACAUACUUCAUGAGCAAUUCUGCAUGUUGCAUCAGAAAAUAGUAGCUUCCGAGCAGAAAUUGAAGAACUAAAGAAUAAGGUUACUGAGCUGCAGAAGGUCCAUGAAAUUGUGAUGGUGCAACAUGCUGAGGAAUGCCGUCUAGCAGAAGACAAAAUCUGGAGGUUGGAAUCUGAAAAGAGAAUCUUGUUUCAAUAAAGAGCGAGUUAGAGAUGUUGGUUACUAAGUUGGAGAAAGCUAAACUUAUGUCAGAAGCCUCAAGCCUAACUGCUAAUCAAAUGCAAGAUUUGUUUCUGAAAAUUUCAACGUUAGAAUCCGAGAAUCAAGAUAUGCAAGAGAAGGUUCAAGUGACACGAGAAGGGAACGCGGACCAGAUUGAAGCUCUCGAAAAAGAGAUUGCAAUACGAGACCAACAUGUUGGUUCUCUGGAGAACCAAGUCAUCCAGCUGCGUGAAAUUGUAGAUGAGAAGGAACGUCUCCAUAUGCAUUUUGGGGAGAAACAGAAGCUGUUGGAGGAACAAAGAGCAGAGAUUCAGGCAUCACUUGCUAUGGCUGAAAACACACUAAUAGAAGCAAGGAAACAAUAUGAUUUGAUGCUAGAAGGCAAGUUGGUGUUGAUGAAGCAUUUAAAGGAAAUUUCUCAGUGGAAUGAUCAGGUACCAUUUUUUCCAUUUUCACCACAUUUCAUUUAUGGCAAGUUUGUUUCAGUUGGGAACUGACUGAAUUUGAUUGGUCAAUUAAUGACAUAAGACGGAAGUAUGAGGUGGAGAAGCUAGAGAUUGUUAAUACUGAGAAAGAAAAGGUCUGCUCCAUUUUUAAACUGCUCAGUUGAUCUUCAUGUACUUUGGAUUAUCAUUCAUUUUUUCUAUAUUAUUUGAACCAAUAGGCUGACAAACUUAUCGGGGAAAUGGAAAGAAAAUAUGAUGAAAAAAUUACAGAAAAUAAAGAAGAAGCACGUCGAUACUUAUUGCAUGUUCAGGAGGAACACGGUGCAUUGGUAAGUAGUGAAGUCUAGUGUUCUAAAUAUAGCAGAUCAUACUUCAUUAUGCUAGACAUUCUAAAAAAUGCACCUGGAUGUGUCGUUUGAAAUUAUUGCUCACUAGGCUUUGGACUCUGCAGGCACUACUUUCACCUCUUGGUUAGAUGAAUUGUCUAUAUUACUCCAUGAGUAGUGUUCGUCAUUCUUGAUUUGGACUCUUCUAUCCUGCAUUUUACCAAUGAGUCAACACAGUAAUGUGGAGUUUUCCCACUGACCAUGCACACAUUGUAGACCUGCACAAGAUAUAUAUCUAAAAUUUUUGAUCUGGAGGUUGUAAAC
Molecule: messenger RNA, 1798 nt
Organism: Magnolia sinica
Lineage: Eukaryota; Viridiplantae; Streptophyta; Magnoliopsida; Magnoliales; Magnoliaceae
Product: synaptonemal complex protein ZEP1-like
Exons: 3
Coding region: 693-1199 (168 amino acids)
Source: RefSeq, a predicted model, not a curated record